AUGAUCUACGCUCGUUUGCAGGUCGGGAAGCCGACGCCAGGCAAGGCUGCGCCUCCUUUCCCGGACAAUGUCGACGAUGCGGCACACAGGAACAGGGGCCCCUCCCGAAUCAACGGCAGACUCAGUGUCCUCGACGACUGCGUCCGACGCCACAUGUUUGACACGGUGCAGCUCUGUCUGAGAGGUGUCAUCACAUCCUCGGUGGGCUACACGCACGCCAUCGAGGACAUCAUCACCCUGACGGACGUCAAAGCCGCCUCAGAUUUCCGCCAGCCCACGGCGAUCAGCGAGACGGACGCGCGCAAGGUGCGGAGUCUGGACUUUUACUUCGAACUGCCCACGAUGAUCCCGGGCCAGCAGGACGGCAUCUUCCGCCCUCUCCCCUUGACCGGUCUUGUCAAGGGCACCACCACCAUCACCCAGAGCACGGCGCUGAACGACACACGGGUCGAGCACGGCGACUGCGAGGUGUCGUACUGGAUCGAGGUCAACUUCCGGCGCGCGGGGCGCCAGGUCGGGUUCCUGAACCAGCACAUCCAGAUCUCGUCAUUGUACCCUUGCCUGAAGGUCUCGGCCGGGCGAGAGACUCCCCUGACUAUCCGCGCCAAACCCGACAUCCUGUCGCGGUGUCGGUUCCAGAAAGUCCCCGGCCUCUCCCUUACCUGGUCCGAGGGCGACGUGGCCAUCAGACGGGAUCCCCAGACGGGCAAGCGCCAUAUCAGCGUGCCGCUCACCGUGGCCAUGGACGCCGCCGAGAGGAAUAGCGGUAGUGGUAGUCUGCCCAUGGACGGGCGCCAGUCGCUGAAAUGCUCGGUCGAGGCCAAGUGGGAGGUCAACACGCGCUUCUCGAUCGUGCCGGGCCGCCCCUCCCCAACAAGGCUGAGGGCGGGCGAGGUCAUCUACAAAAAGACCACGGCGUCGGCGCAGAAGUCGACCAUCCUGUUCCGGCCGCUCCCACAGUACGACAGCGCCCGGCGCGCGCAGCAGCACCAACAGACCACCACCCGCCCCGCGGCGGAGCCGUACGUGGCGACGUCACAACUCGAGCUCCCCGUGCCCGACGCCGUGUCCCAGCCGUCACUGGACUGGAAGUACCUGUCGCGGACGUACACGCUGGACCUCAGCAUGACGUUCCACGGCGCGCCCAAGUACUCGUUGCACAGCAGCAUCCCGCUCGCGGUCACGGCGUACGGGUCGAAGGCGGACGACGCGGCGAAGAGCCAGGUGGUCGUGGACGUGGCCGAGGUGGAGGUGCCGUCGGGGUUGGAGUCGGAUGACGACGAAGACGUGGACAACCUGAGUGCGUUGCUCGUCCCGCUGCGUCUGCGGCAGCCAGGCGAGCGCACUGCGACGAGGACGCCGCCGCCGGCUUACUUUGGAUGA
This is a messenger RNA of Fonsecaea erecta, 1383 nucleotides long. RefSeq lists its product as hypothetical. The transcript has a single exon. The record is from RefSeq and is a predicted model, not a curated record. NCBI's taxonomy places the organism in Eukaryota, Fungi, Ascomycota, Eurotiomycetes, Chaetothyriales, Herpotrichiellaceae. The coding region runs from base 1 to 1383 and encodes 460 amino acids.